UCUGGGGGGCGUAGGGACCGUGUGGGCGGCACGGCCUGAGGAGGGAGAGGCGAGGGACUUCCGGGCCGGCCCGGGGACGCGGAGUUCUGGCGUCGGGUCAGUGGUCCUCGGCAGGAGGACUUCGGCCUCCUCGCGCCCCGGGCACGGGGUGACUGGGAGGGCCCGAGGGCCUGGCCUAGGCCGGGAGUGGGAGAGGCGGGAGUCCCGGCCACGAGCUCGAGGUCGGACUUCUGAGUUCCACUGCUUGUGCUUCUCUUUUGAGGAAAGCGUUGAACAGGAAAAUAAGUGCAUUUCAGCGUUUCCCGUCACUUAGGCGCUGUGCAGGGAGCUUUGCAUUUCUCGUUUCCAGGCGGCCCUCCGCCGCGCCGCACUCACGGGAGGCCCGGAGCGGGUGGCCUGGUCCCUGGGGCCGACGUCAGGACCGCCGGGCACCGACCCCGGCCUUUUGCUCCGUAAUUUUCAUGGUCGUGAACCUCCUCGCGACUCUCCAGCCUGCGGGCCACGCACUUAGCUGCGGUAAAGGGUAAUAUUUAGUUUCACAAUGUUUGGGGACCUAUUUGAAGAGGAUUAUUCCAGUGUAUCAACUACUAAUCAGUAUGGAAAAGGAAAAGAAUUAAAGGCCAAACCACUGGAGCCACCUGCUCCUAGAGAGUUUACCAAUUUAAGCGGAAUCAGAAAUCAGGGUGGAACUUGCUACCUCAAUUCCCUUCUUCAGACUCUUCAUUUUACACCUGAAUUCAGAGAAGCUUUAUUUUCUCUUGGCCCAGAAGAGCUUGGUUCUUUAGAGGAAAAGGAUAAUCCUGAUGCAAAGGUUCGAAUCAUACCUUUACAGUUACAGCGGUUGUUUGCUCAGCUCCUGCUCUUAGACCAGGAAGCUGCCUCCACAGCAGACCUCACUGACAGCUUUGGGUGGACAAGCAAUGAGGAAAUGAGGCAACAUGAUGUGCAGGAACUGAAUCGAAUUCUCUUUAGUGCUUUGGAAACUUCUUUAGUUGGGACCUCCGGCCAUGAUCUCAUCAAUCGUCUAUAUCAUGGGACCAUUGUUAACCAGAUUGUUUGUAAAGAAUGUAAGAAUGUCAGUGAAAAGCAGGAAGACUUCUUAGAUCUAACAGUAGCGGUCAAAAACGUAACAGGUCUGGAAGAUGCACUCUGGAACAUGUAUGUAGAAGAGGAAGUGUUUGAUUGUGACAACUUAUACCACUGUGGAUCUUGUGACCGGCUGGUGAAAGCAGCAAAGUCGGCCAAAUUACGUAAGCUGCCUCCCUUUCUUACUGUUUCGUUAUUAAGAUUUAAUUUUGAUUUUGUGAAGUGUGAACGAUACAAGGAAACUAGCUGUUACACAUUCCCUCUUCGGAUCAAUCUCAAGCCUUUUUGUGAACAGAGUCAACUGGAUGACUUGGAAUACAUGUAUGACCUCUUCUCAGUUAUUAUACACAAAGGUGGUUGCUACGGAGGGCACUAUCAUGUGUAUAUUAAAGAUGUCGAUCAUUUGGGAAACUGGCAACUUCAGGAGGAAAAAAGUAAACCAGAUGUGAAUUUGAAAGAUCUUCAGAAUGAAGAAGAGAUUGAUGAUCCACUGAUGAUUCUAAAAACAAUCUUAUCACAGGAGGAGAGUAAUCUGAUUCUUGUUGAUCUUCUGGGCCAGAAAUUUUUGAAAAAGAUAGGAAUAUCUUGGAACAAGAAGUACAGAAAACAGUAUGGACCACUGCGAAAGUUCUUACAGCUUCAUUCUCAGAUCUUUCUACUCAGUUCAGAUCAAAGUAAAGUCAGUCUAUUGAAGAACUCUUCUCUGCAGGCUGAGUCUGAUUUGCAAAGGAAGGAUCAACAAAUUUUCAAGACACUUACUUCAGAAUCCCCAGGAUUAAAUGAUAGAACCUCCUGUUCCCACUGGUUUGAUAUAAAUGAUUCCAAGGUCCAACCCAUUGAGGAAAAGGAUAUUAAACAGCAAUUUCAGGGCAAAGAGAGCGCCUAUAUGUUGUUUUACCGGAAAUCCCAGUUGCAGAGACCACCUGAAGCUCGAGCUAAUCCAAGAUACAGGGUUCCAUGUCAUUUGCUGAAUGAAAUGGAUGCAGCCAACAUUGAACUGCAAACAAAAAGGACAGAAUAUGAUUCUACAAACAAUAUCUUUGAAUUGCAUCUCCACCUGGGACCUCAUUAUCAUUUCUUCAAUGGAGCCCUGCACCCAGUAGUCUCUCAAACAGAAAGCGUGUGGGAUUUAACCUUUGAUAAAAGAAAAACUUUGGGAGAUCUUCGACAAUCAAUAUUUCAGCUGUUAGAAUUUUGGGAAGGAGACAUGGUCCUUAGUGUUGCAAAGUUUGUACCAGCAGGACUUCACAUCUAUCAGACACUUGAUGGAGAUGAUCUGACAUUGUGUGACAUUGAAAUUGCUGAUGAGGAAGACAUCUUUGUAUGGAAUGGAGUGGAGGUUGGCGGAAUCCAGAUUCCCACUGGUAUUGACUGUGAACCUCUGCUUUUAAAUGUUCUUCAUCCGGCAACAGGCAGUGAAGAGUGUCGGCAGUUGGUAGAAUCUCCACUGGUCUUCCCAGCUAAUGCAGAAGUGGGCACAGUAUUCACAGCCUUAGCAAUUCCAGGAGGUGUCAUCUUCACCAGCAAUACUGCAUCUGUAGGUGGAGAGAGCUGGACUGCCAUUCCCAAGGAGGACUUGAAGAAGACAUUCAGAGAACAAGGCCUCAGAAAUGGAAGCUCGAUUCUGAUUCAGGAUUCCAGUAAUGAUAAUAACAGUUUGUUGACCAAACAAGGGAAAUGGAUCACUACUGUGAAUGAGGUUGACUGGGUCCAAGUUAAUAAUUUAUGUCAAUUAGAAUCUGAAGAGGAGCAAGUUAAAAUAUCAGCAACUGUUAACGCAGUGGUGUUUGAUAUUCGAAUUAAAGCCAUAAAGGAAUUAAAAUUAAUGAAGGAACUAGCUGAGAACAGCUGUUUGAGACCUAUUGAUAGAAAUGGGAAGCUUCUUUGUCCAGUGCCAGACAGUUAUACGUUGAAGGAAGCAGAACUGAAGAUGGGGAGUUCACUGGGACUCUGUCCUGGAAGAGCACCAACUUCCUCUCAGCUGUUCCUGUUUUUCGCUAUGGGAAGUGAUAUCCAGCCUGGGUCAGAGAUGGAAAUCAUAGUAGAAGAAACAAUCUCUGUGAGAGAAUGUUUGAAGAUAAUGCUGGAGAAAUUUGGCCUACCAGGUGAUACGUGGCACUUAAGGAAAAUGGAUUGGUGCUAUGAAGCUGGGGAGCCUUUGUGUGAAGAAGGUAAUAGAGGCAUAGGGUUCACAAACAAAAGUCCAGUGGUCUGUUUGUUCCUUGCAGAAGUCACAAGUAACAAAAAAGAAUUUCCAUAUUCCCAGGAUGCAACACUGAAAGAGCUUAUGCUAUGUUCUGGAGACACUCUGCUUUUAACGGAAGGAAAACUUCCUUCUCCGGGUCUCCUGAACGUGCCCAUCUGGUGGUACCAGCCUCCGGGGCCCAAGAGUCAGGGGAAGAGACACCUGGACCAGACGAACUGUACUCCUUCUCAAGGCGGGGUCUGGAGAGCUACUUCCACCCCAGGUGCUGCUGGUGAUGUGCAUGCGGAUGUUCCCCUCCGCUACCUGGGAGACGUCAAAAUCUCAGAAGAUGCCACCCUAGGGGAGCUGAAGGCUCAGGCUAUGACCUUGCCCUCCUUGUCGGAGUUUUUCAUCCCGUCCCCUGCCUUCCUCAGAGCCUGGACAGUGGACAGUAAGCGCCCUGGGAGGCUUUUACGAAAAAACCAGCAGCAGCUCAGCCCUCAGGACAUGUUGCUGAGGACACAGAUGCGCCUCCCUGGCGAACGGGCAUAUGCCCUGCCCAUGGACAUGGUGUGGGACGCUGCCCGGGGCACUGCCAGCUCCCUGCGGCAGCGAGUGGCUGACUUCUAUUCCCUUCCUGUAGAGAAGAUUGAAAUUGCCAAAUACUUUCCUGACAAGUUUGAGUGGCUUCCAGUGUCCAGCUGGAACCAGCAAAUUACCAAGAGGAAAAAGAAGAAAAAGCAAGAUAAUUUGCAGGGUGCACCUUAUUACUUGAAAGAUGGAGAUAUUAUUGGUAUUAAGAAUCUCCUGGUGGAAGAGGACGAUGACUUCAGCACAGUCCGAGAUGACAUUGGGAGGGAGGACCCUGCUCUGGGAAAAAGGAAAAGCCUGGAAGCACUUCGCGUGCAGAGCAACAGCCUUCUCUCCAGUGCAGAGACACCUGGCCGGCCCCACAGACCAGAAGCUUCUCUGUCCAUCCACGUGGGGAGUUUCAGAUAGCGCCGGCACCGCUGAGGUCCCUGUGGGCUCAGGUUCAGUCGGAACUGGUACCAGGGCCUGGCCAGCAGGGGACUCCGCCCCUGCCAACUUUGCUUGUGGUUCCGUGAGAGCAGGCUUGUAGGCUGCUUCCACUUUAUUAGAGGGACGUUUGGUCUCAGGCCAGGCAAGUGCACUUUCUCACCGGCCUGCACAGCAUGGCCACCGAGGGACUCCCAGCUGGGCUGUCUCACAGGUGCCAGUGAGACUGCACUGGACCCAGCCACCACAGUUACAAGAACAUUCCUAGUUCUGCAUCGACUCCAGGCUCGCAUAGCAUGUUGGCCAGUGAAGUGCACACAGUCAUCUCUCCUCCCUUCACUGACCAGACAGCGUAGUGUCUGCACUCAGAGCUUCUGAGAGCUCAGCACACGGAUGGGCUGGCCAGGCUGGUGCAGGACACACAGGGAGUCUGUUCUAGUUCAAAGUGUGUCGUCCAUGAUCAGAACGUUCCGGAAGCCUGUGCGCUGUGCUAAUGGUCCGAGAAACCUCUCCUGAAACAAACAAAGGAAGCGUGCACAAGCUCCUUUUCCUUUCCCUUCAGCAUGGCCAGCUAUGGAUUUAAAAGGUGUCACUGGCAUUUAUGACAAAUGCUGCAUCUGUGUUACGAGCCGACUGACACUUAGGACACAGACGAUUCACUUAACUCAGUCAAAAGUGGGAUUCCUGAAAAGAAAGUAAAUUCUUCACUUUUAUGCCUCCAACAAGGCGAAGUACGGUUACAACGUCACACAAAUCUCUCAUCAGCCCUUCAUCACCGACAUUAAGAUAGCACUUCCAUGUUCAGAGGUGGACGGACGAGGUCUCCUGUCCCGCUCGCUGAGAGAGGAAGUGGAUAUUGGGUUGGAUGAGCCCGCUUUUGCCUCCUGUCCCCCUUCCAGCCUCAUCAGAACCAGCUGGAACCCUCAGUCUCCUCCCUAUUUGUCUGAGAUUGUUGGGUCUAAACUGCUAAUUUGUAAGAAGUUGGACUUUCACUAGCAAGCUGCCCCCAUGUUCUCAACACUCAGCCCGUCUCAGGAUGCGCACUUGGGGUGGCGGCGUGUUUGUGAAGAUCCCGGACUGUGAGCUCAGGGUGGCUGGGAGCCCAGCCCUCCGUGCAAACUCUCCUGUUCCUUUUACUGUGACUGACAUGUCUCCUGCUGCACCCUUCGUGUCAUUUUAAGGUAAUGAAGUAAUGUAGUAACUGAAAGCUUUGCUGUUGAGAAGCCAGACACCUCACUGGAUGUGACUCACCAAGACAGAGGGGGAUGGGUGUGUGUGCCUUAGCGUCCGCAAUGAGCCACUGGGGCCUCCAGCUCCCUUUUUUCUUAAAGUUGCGAUGCACUGGGGCUGCAGAGAGAGCUGUACAAUUUAAUAAAGAACAAAUAAAGUGUCUUCACGUUC
Molecule: messenger RNA, 5689 nt
Organism: Myotis myotis
Lineage: Eukaryota; Metazoa; Chordata; Mammalia; Chiroptera; Vespertilionidae
Gene: USP40
Product: ubiquitin specific peptidase 40
Exons: 31
Coding region: 542-4270 (1242 amino acids)
Biological process (GO): protein deubiquitination
Cellular component (GO): nucleus; cytosol
Molecular function (GO): cysteine-type endopeptidase activity; cysteine-type deubiquitinase activity
Source: RefSeq, a predicted model, not a curated record